Aspergillus aculeatus ATCC 16872 is the source of this 3393-nucleotide messenger RNA. Its product is annotated as putative nuclear pore complex subunit Nup85. The record is from RefSeq and is a predicted model, not a curated record. The coding region runs from base 1 to 3393 and encodes 1130 amino acids. Gene Ontology annotation, molecular function: structural constituent of nuclear pore. NCBI's taxonomy places the organism in Eukaryota, Fungi, Ascomycota, Eurotiomycetes, Eurotiales, Aspergillaceae. Gene Ontology annotation, biological process: positive regulation of DNA-templated transcription; mRNA export from nucleus; protein import into nucleus. Gene Ontology annotation, cellular component: nuclear pore outer ring. The transcript has 3 exons.
AUGUCUUGGAAUUUCCACCUCCAGUCUAGCCCGCCGUCUACGCCUGGUAAAUCCCGCGAUCCUUUCGACGGUUUAUCCAGCACCCCGGCUGGGGCUCCACCAUCCGCAUCCAACUCCUUUGCGGCGCAUGACGGGCCUUCCGAUUUUGGGAGCUCUCGCAUGAGCUCCGGCUCCCUCUUCACGAAGUCGGGCCACAUGAACCUCAAUGACAAUGAUAGCAUCUUCGGCUCAUCUAUUAUGUCAAAUGAUUACCUGCCACCCCUACCCAAGAAAAUGACAACAACCGCAACGAAAUCCUCUGCAGCGUCGCAGUCCCUGUUCAGCAUCACAAAUGGCUCUCGCUUUGACGAAUCCACACGCUUUGGGCAGUCCAAUGGCUUUGCGGAUUCCCAGAUGGUUGCAGAGGGAGAUGAUAUCCUGACUGAGACAGAGGAUGAGGUAGUGGACAAGACGGGAAGCAGCCUGGGUGUGGGCAAGGCGAGCAAGAACGCUGGGGGCCGCUUCAGCUUUUUGGAUUCUCAGCUCGGUGACUCCAUCGCUCCGCAGCCUGUCUCGCUUGGUCAUCGCAAGUCUAUAUAUUCAAACCCAGGCAGCGCCAAGCGUCCGAAGCUCGAUGAGCGCUGGGCGGGUCAAGCACCUCUGCGCAAGGGAAAGUUGUCACCGAAGAAAGACUCCGCAAUGCCAUCUAUAGUUCGCAACUUAGCUCGCUCGCGGCUGACUACAGUGGAUGAGUCGAGUGACUUCGUUAUGAGCACGGAGGACGAGCUUUGCCGCAUGUACGACGAAGUCAGAAAAGCCGACUAUAAUGGCGCGGACUUCCGCACGGCCCUCUCGGAUGUUUGCAGUCGACUCGCAGAUGUGUGGAAGACAGCUACAGGACAGAGUGGUCCCUACCAAGAGUCAGACGGCAUUGGACCGGGCGACCAAGCCUCAAAUAUCGCCAAGGCAAGUUUUCUGGCUUCACUCCUUCUACAGCUGCAUCACCCCCCUCGGCCAUUUGAUCGACCCGGCCAAGUAAACCCCUUCGCAACGCGCAAUUUACUACUGGGUGGUCCUCGCACAACAUCACCGACACCUAUUCCCCGACUUCUCAUUGACUGGCUCGAUGCCAACCACAUCCCUCCUGCGUCGGAGUUGCAAGUCUUGAAGGCGUUUGAACCCAAUCCUACUGCAUCAUCAAGCUUCUGGGACUUGCUCAAUGCUGCUGUUCUCCGAGGUAGCCUUUCGACAGCCGUUGAACUUUUGCGAUCUGCCGAUUUCAACUACGCAAGAUCAGCGUUAGAAGAUGGCCUACCACAGGCGGGAUACCGCGGAACACAGCUGCAGAAUAUUCAGCGAUGCGUCAACAAGGCUCUUCAAAUCCUUGAGUCAUGUCCUGGUGUCUCACGCGAUGAUUGGGAUGUCAAGGGUACCGAAUGGGCUUUGUUCAGAAGACGGGUUUUGGCGGCAGUAACAGACCUGGAAGAUUUCGCUGAAGGCGAGGACAAGGCGUCGCCAGAACCCCCUGUUCAAGAAAACCGCUUCCAUGCUGUCAACUUUGGGCUGAAGGCGACUGCUCCCGCGCAAACGAUUUCCUUCACCCAGUCCGCACGCAUGGCUGAAAGCAAAGUACCCUGGGCGGUUUAUCAAAAUCUUCGGUCCAUGUAUCGUAUUCUGCUCGGUGAUGAAGAUGCCAUCAUGGAGAACUCACAAGACUGGCUCGAAGCCACCAUUUGCAUGACCGUGUGGUGGGGUGGUGACGAUGAUGACGAGGUCCCUAGUGACCUUCCGCCCACCAGCCUCAACCCUUUAUUUUCUCGCCCAGCAAGGAAUACGUCUCCUACCAGUGCGCAAGAUGCCUAUUUGCGUCGACUUGAUCUCGCUUUCGGUCAAGCCACAAGUGCGGAAGGCGAUGAUGCUAGUUUCCGUGUCAAUUCACUCAGUAGUCUCGAAGUUGGGCUGGCUUCUGUCUUCGAGGGCAACGUGGAAGGCGUGAUUGAGCUGCUUCAGACAUGGUCACUGUGUGUGUCGUGUGCCGUAGUCGAGGUCGCGUCAAUUGGGGGCUGGCUGAAUCCUAGAGCCACCAAAUCGAAAUCUAUGCCUGGCUUGAGCGAAGACGAUCUGAUGGUUUUGUCGUAUGGUCAAGGCCAAGGCACUGAAACGACCGGCCCUCGUGUGAACAAGAACGAUGUAAUCAGUGCCUAUGCAUCUGGCCUUUUUGAACGACAGUCAAUUGAAUGCCAAGAUGGUACUCGCAACGGUUGGGAGGUCGCUCUCGAGGUUCUGAGUCGCUUAGACGACAGGGGAAAGCUGCAAAAGAGUGUUUCGGAACUGCUGGAAAGAUUGCCGCUCAACACGGCGGAGGAAGUUGAUAAGGUGGUUAUGCUUUGUUCCGAGCUUGAUCUUGACAAUGAAGGGCGGAAGGUUUCAGAGCGUUUCGGUGAUGCUACCGUUGCUGAUUCAGAGGACUACGGUCUCGCUCUUCUGUGCUAUGCGCGCGCACAUAACCGCCGUAAGGUCAAGUCCGUGGUUGACCUGCUCAUUUCAUACAGUCUUGUGCAGUCUCGCGCUUAUCCUUCGUCGAAUGACCUUGAUGAGCAGCUCGAGUCUUUGAUUCGAGACCCUGGUCGUUGUCUGGCUGCCAUUGCAGGAUCCGACGAAGAUGCAGCCAGUAUCCUGCAAUACUACUUCUCUGGAUACGCAACGUUACGCCGAUAUUACGAAAUCCGCGACGAGGCAGUGAACCUGAAAGAAGGUCAACAACCUCGUUACAAGCCUCUUGCUAGACGGCGUGCGGCAGCCCAGGCUCUUGUGGCAGUCGUGAGCAGCGCUGCAGACAGCAUCUAUGGUGGCCUGUAUGACCCAGACCGUGACUCCGCCGUCCAAGUUGAUGGCCUCUUGACGCUAUUGGGCGAAGUCCUCCCGUUUGUUGACCAACCAACCCCCAUCCUCUCAGUCUCUCAACAAUUCACCAUUCUCUCCGCAAUCGAGGACCUCCAGACUGUCACUCCUCGCGUUUACGCCCAGUGCGAAGAAUGUUUCCGCUCCACCUUGAUUGAAUAUCAAUCCUCUAAGAACGCAAAUGCAUCCUCAUCAACCGACUCGUACAUCCUGCCUCCAUCGCCGCGUGCCAUGCUGAAAAAGUCCGUCUCCGCUCUCAAUGCCUCUAGCACCUUCUCCUUCAUUGGUAGCGAGAUGGUCGGAUCAGCACGCACGCUCUCAGGAUCCGGCUCAACCGGUAGCUCGGGUGUGCUUGUGCCCCGGUUGAACGCAGAGAAAGGCGCCGCAACCCACGACCGAGGCUGGGAUUGGCGUGCUGGCCUACCGGAUGAUGUCACGGGUGAAGAUAUCAUGCGGAUUCUGCGGCUGGGAUUGGCCCGAGGCGUGAGUUUCGGUGGACUCGGGUCGAUUUAG